AUGUCAGGCCCAAUCCGCAAAGGCCUCAGCUCAAUCCUCCAAAAAGCACCCACCGACAUCGUAAUCCUCUCCUCCCUCCGCACACCCAUAACUCGCUCCUACAAAGGCCACCUAAAGGACGCCUACCCCGAAGAGCUCCUCGCGACCGUCCUCCGCGCCACGCUCGCCGCAAACCCCAAUCUCGACCCGGCCCUCAUCAACGAUGUCGGCAUCGGUGUCGUGCUCUCAGAACUCGGCGGUUCCAAGGCAGGACGCAUGGCCAUGAACCACGCCGGCAUCCCUACCACCACAUCCUUCUACACGGUCAACAGAGCGUGCAGUUCCAGUCUGAGCGCCAUCACGAAUGUAGCGCAUCAGAUUGCUACGGGCAUGAUUGAUGUCGGGAUUGGGGGAGGGAUGGAGAGCAUGACGCGUAAUUAUGCCUCUAGAGCUAUUCCUACCGUCUUGUGGCCUGAGCUGGUUGAAAGCAGCGUCAAGGACGCGAGGGAUUGCAUUAUGCCCAUGGGCCUGACGUCUGAGAACGUAGCAGAGCGAUACGGUGUCAGCCGUGCAGACCAAGAUGCGUUUGCAGUACAGUCGCAUCAGCGGGCCGCGAAAGCACAGGCGGAUGGACUAUUCGAUAAGGAGAUCGUGCCGGUGCAGACACGAUAUCAGGAGAUUGACAAAAGCGGGAAGAAGGUGGGGGAAAUUCAGGAUGUUACUGUUACUAGGGAUGAUGGCAUUCGGACGAAUAUUACCUUGGAGGGGAUGGCCAAGCUGAAGCCUGCGUUCAAGCAGGGUGGGACGUCGACGGCGGGGAAUUCGUCGCAGAUUUCAGAUGGGGCUGCGGCGACGCUGAUGAUGAGACGGAGCACGGCUACUGAGCUCGGGCUUUCGAGUUCGAUUAUCGGGAAGUGGGCGGGGUCGCAGGUUGCGGGGUGUAGGCCUGAUGAGAUGGGCAUUGGGCCUGCGCUUGCUAUUCCGAAGUUGUUGGAAUAUACGGGCUUGAAGACGGAGGAUGUGGGGCUUUGGGAGAUCAAUGAGGCGUUUGCUAGCCAGGCCAUCUAUUGCUUGAGACAGCUGGGCCUAGAGAAGGCAAUGGAAGAGGGCCGGGUGAACCCUAAGGGUGGUGCCAUUGCUCUUGGCCAUCCCCUUGGAGCUACAGGUGCGAGGAUGUUAGCAGACCUGCUGCCAGAGAUGGAGAGACAGGGUCUACAGACUGGUGUUGUGAGUAUGUGUAUUGGCACUGGUAUGGGUAUGGCAGGAUUGUUCGUAAGAGAAUAA
Molecule: messenger RNA, 1263 nt
Organism: Lachnellula hyalina
Lineage: Eukaryota; Fungi; Ascomycota; Leotiomycetes; Helotiales; Lachnaceae
Gene: Acaa1b
Product: 3-ketoacyl-CoA thiolase B, peroxisomal
Exons: 1
Coding region: 1-1263 (420 amino acids)
Biological process (GO): fatty acid beta-oxidation; phenylacetate catabolic process
Cellular component (GO): peroxisome
Molecular function (GO): acetyl-CoA C-acyltransferase activity
Source: RefSeq, a predicted model, not a curated record